Molecule: messenger RNA, 940 nt
Organism: Eutrema salsugineum
Lineage: Eukaryota; Viridiplantae; Streptophyta; Magnoliopsida; Brassicales; Brassicaceae
Product: ras-related protein RABG3c
Exons: 7
Coding region: 118-738 (206 amino acids)
Cellular component (GO): vacuolar membrane
Molecular function (GO): GTPase activity; GTP binding
Source: RefSeq, a predicted model, not a curated record
AGCCAAUAAUAUAAAACUCGCCCUCGAAGAAGAACCAAACAGAGAGAAGGAAAAAAACACAGACAAAUUAUUACAUUUUCUGAAAAAUUAUAUUAUUUGCUUCUCUAAAAGGCAUCAAUGGCUUCUCGCCGGCGAGUACUUCUCAAGGUUAUUAUUCUCGGAGACAGUGGGGUUGGGAAGACAUCCUUGAUGAAUCAGUUUGUGAAUCGCAAGUUUAGUAACCAGUAUAAAGCUACGAUUGGAGCCGAUUUCUUGACAAAAGAGGUUCAAAUCGACGACAGGUUGUUCACUUUGCAGAUUUGGGAUACUGCUGGGCAAGAGAGGUUCCAAAGUUUGGGAGUUGCUUUCUACCGAGGAGCGGAUUGUUGUGUUCUUGUGAAUGAUGUCAACGUCUUGAAAUCGUUUGAAAAUCUUAACAAUUGGAGGGAAGAGUUCUUGAUCCAGGCUAGUCCUUCAGAUCCUGAAAACUUCCCAUUUGUUGUGUUGGGGAACAAGACAGAUGUUGACGGUGGAAAGAGUCGAGUGGUUUCUGAGAAAAAAGCAAAGGCUUGGUGUGCAUCCAAGGGAAACAUUCCUUACUUCGAAACAUCGGCUAAAGAAGGAUUCAAUGUUGAUGCAGCUUUCGAAUGCAUAGCCAAAAAUGCCCUCAAGAAUGAACCUGAAGAAGAAGUGUACCUUCCUGAUACUAUUGAUGUAGCCGGGGCUCGGCAACAAAGAUCAACUGGAUGUGAAUGUUGACGAACUUUGUUGCAAGGUUUUACGAAAAAACAUGUGUUGCAGCAAAAAAAGAGAGAGAGCUUCUUGUUUCUUUGGCAUUGUGAUGAUGAUGUGUAUCAAUCUAUCAAUUAGCAUAAGCAUCUUUGUUUCUCUCUGCAAUUGUCUUUUCAUCUCAUCAAUAACAUUUUGAAAAACGUUUUGAGUGACUUAUUUCAUUACUAAA